AAGUGCGCACGAUGAACCUUACGCAGUAACAUCCAUCGCAGAAUAAAACCUGUGGAGAUCUCCCCGGAACCGUAAUUUUUGCAUCCAAAUUAGGAAAGCAUCAUUUGCAAACCACCACCGAAAACUUUGUAUGUUGGUUGCAAAAACAACGCCAUAUUGACUCAUUUUCUUUUUCUUUUGGCGGUUCAACAAUGAUCACCCCGCAUUUUUACAAACUCCGCUAAUGGCUUGACAGAUUUUUCCAUUGGAGUCUUUUGUGCGCCGUAUCAUCUCUGCUCGAUAUGAAAAGUUUCGAAACCGCCAUUCGAAAAGCAUUGCAACCUUUGCCAAAGGGCAAGUGCUUUGAGAUCUACAAAUUAACGACCGAGCCCAAAGAAUGCACACCUUUGGUUCCAUCGCACGACGGAAAAACCACUGUUUCACAUUCAUUGAUUCUCGUGAGUGUGCGAGACGACGGCGAGAUUAAAGAAUCGCAUUCCGCGUUUCUUUGUGGACUCGAAACAUAUGAGUACAUCACCGUGUAUCCCGAUGAGAAAAAGCAGACGACGGUGUAUAUCAGUAAAGUCGACACAACCGGUUACCCUUCUUCAAAAAUCACUGGCAGAUUGGUGCGCGCCUAUCUUCAGAGUCUUGGUCCGUGCCAUGUUCACGUGUUUGCAAGAGCUCAACCGCAGUAUUUAUUCGCCAAAUCGGCUCACAACAAAGCCAAGAUCCCAUUAUCGGAUCGUGCCCUGGUGGGUUGGUGGUAUCGUUUACUGAGCGAUGCUUUGCCAUCUGCCUCGGUAUCGGCCGCCUGGUGGUCGGUGCCUGGCCUCGAUGAUGCUUCAUCGGCCAUGUUGGAGAUUGGUCAAGGAGGGAAUCGAAAGAAACAAACUGACAUAACGUGGCAAUAUGGUUAUCCCUAUGAAAAGGAGGCGGCGGCAGAUCAGGUUAUCCCUCGAUUUGACGAUGAUCCAAAAACGCGCGUCAUCAAACAUCUCAUUGACCAAAAUACUAACGGUAAAUUCGUUUGACUUGCUGAUACGACAUAAUAACCGAACGAUAAUUAAUCUUUUUUGGGGAUGGAACCUUUUUUUUUUCGGCAA
Messenger RNA from Radiomyces spectabilis, 1085 nucleotides. RefSeq names its product histone H3-K56 acetyltransferase. NCBI's taxonomy places the organism in Eukaryota, Fungi, Mucoromycota, Mucoromycetes, Mucorales, Radiomycetaceae. Gene Ontology annotation, cellular component: nucleus. The coding region runs from base 282 to 1013 and encodes 243 amino acids. The record is from RefSeq and is a predicted model, not a curated record. The transcript has a single exon. Gene Ontology annotation, biological process: DNA damage response. Gene Ontology annotation, molecular function: histone H3K56 acetyltransferase activity.